UCUACCAACCUAAGGGAAGGAAAAUAAAAGUGUCAGAAUCCUGUUAAAAACCCCCCUGGUACCCCGGUUCAUUCAAGCAAGCAAAAUAAAAGUGCGAGAGUUUGCUGUUAAACCUCCCUGUGAUCCAUAUUGAUAUUGUCUGUUCACUAUGGCUCACUUACCAAUUUCCAGAACUAGAACUAUUAUGAAAACAAUUGAUGGCGCGGAUAAUGUUAAUAAAGAUGCUCUGUUUCUUACAACUAGAGCUGCAGAAUUAUUUAUAAAGGAGAUUGCGUCCGCCGCUUGCAAUACGGAUAACGAACUAACGUAUGAUAAUUUAGUGGAUAUUGUACAAAGCACUGAUAGAUAUGAGUUUCUCAGGCAGAUGAUUCCUAGGAAAAUUACAGUGAGGGAGUUUAAAGCUUUAAUGGAUAGGAAAAAUGAUGAAACGGACAAUCUUGAAGAAGAUUCUAGUUUUUCUUCAAAUAAAAGUGAUGAUAGUAAAGACCAAUAACAUAUUUUAGUAUUAAAUGAUCUGGAGAUAAUAUAACCUAAAAAUGAAAUAUUUUGUAAACAAACAAAAAUAAUCACAUUGU
Molecule: messenger RNA, 575 nt
Organism: Nicrophorus vespilloides
Lineage: Eukaryota; Metazoa; Arthropoda; Insecta; Coleoptera; Silphidae
Gene: Chrac-16
Product: chromatin accessibility complex protein 1
Exons: 2
Coding region: 149-493 (114 amino acids)
Cellular component (GO): nucleus; CHRAC
Molecular function (GO): protein heterodimerization activity
Source: RefSeq, a predicted model, not a curated record